This is a messenger RNA of Sinocyclocheilus anshuiensis, 1543 nucleotides long. RefSeq names its product TSEN54 tRNA splicing endonuclease subunit (gene tsen54). Gene Ontology annotation, cellular component: tRNA-intron endonuclease complex. The coding region runs from base 40 to 1296 and encodes 418 amino acids. Gene Ontology annotation, biological process: tRNA-type intron splice site recognition and cleavage. The record is from RefSeq and is a predicted model, not a curated record. NCBI's taxonomy places the organism in Eukaryota, Metazoa, Chordata, Actinopteri, Cypriniformes, Cyprinidae. The transcript has 8 exons.
ACUAGGACCCUGAAACGACAGAGACAGACAGAAGUAAACAUGGCAGACAGAGACACAUGCACAAGUGCUCACAAACACAAUGUUUAUGAGGAGCUGCUCAGUCCAUCAGAGCUGUUUGAGGCGAGGUCCCGGAGCCAUAAGAUACCGGUGAGGGGUCAGAAAGACUUCCUGCCCAGUGGGUCGGAGCAGCAGACGGCCCAUCUGCAGCAGAGUCUGGACGAGCACUGGACGCUCCUGGCCGAGGAGAGAGUCGAGAGACUAGGGAAUCUAGUGAAAGCUGUCUGGAUCCCUGACGAAAGACUAGUGGAGCUGCAGUCACCAGCAGGGAAGUUUUGGCAGACGAUGGGUUUUUCAGAGAGAGGCAAGCAGUACCUGCUUCCUGAAGAGGCUCUUUACCUUAUGGAAUGUGUGAGUGGCCUCAGUGACAAACAAAACACACCACCAGAGGAGAAGACGACAACUGAAGACCAAAGUGAGGAGCUAGUCAAGACAGAGCCGCCUCUGGAGGAGCCCAUGCAGUCCGCCGAUGCCUCUGACAGGACGUGGUGGAUGGAGGGGGAUGUCCAGCCGUCUCCUGCUCAAGCCCAAAGAGCAGCUCCUCGCUGGGACUUCAGCAGCAUCUCUUUCCCGGACCUGGGCUCUUGCCGGAGCCGCUCCGUCUCUCUGGCGUCUCCAGACCCCAGCCUGCUGCCCGGAGCGCUGGAGGUGGGCGGCUGCGAUUUGUCCCCGUGGCUCAGCAGACUCAACGUGAAGCAGGAGAAGCUGUCGCGGCGGGAAAGGGAGCGUCAGAGAGACAGGGAUCGCUAUCACAGGGAUAUGAACAGUGACCGAGAGGUGCGGCACUGCAGGAACUGGGCCGAGUAUUUGCAGCUGCUGGAGGACAGGAGGAGACGGAGGCAGAAAGAUAGACCUGUGCAUCUGUGGGAGAAGGAGGUGACGCCGCUCACUCAGCCGGGCCAGUGCACCUCACACCGUGAACUGCUGGACCAGAUCAGCAUUAUCAAGUCUUCGAGCUGGUCUGAGGGGGUUUCCAGCUUGUCCCCGUCAGACCAGUGGAAGAUUAGUUUUGAUGUUUACCAACCGGACACGGUGGCAGAGUUUAAAAAGAGCCUCCCUGGAAAGCCUUACACCCGCAUGUGUGUCUGCAGUUUUGACGGUCCAGUGCCUGAUCUGAAUGCCAUGAAGCAGCUGUCCUUCCAAAGCGGAGACGUCCCAGUCACUUUUGCAGUGGUGGAUCAUGGGGACAUCUCCUUUUAUUGCUUCAAGGAUUUCAAACUGCCGACUGAUGUGUAUUAAAGGAGGAUUUCUAAAACUGUGCUGAUAAAAUGCAUGGAUCUCAGGGUAUUAAUGAGAUAGUUCAGCCAACAAUGAAAGUUCGGUCAUCAUUUACUCAGCCUCACGUUGUUCCAAGAAUGUUGGCAACCAAAUAUUUUCUGUUCCCAUUGACUUGUAUUUUUAUUCAUACAGUGGAGGUGAAUGGGAACCGAAGCGAUUUGGUUACCAACAUUCUUCAAAGAUUACCAACAUUAUUCAAAAAUCUUUU